Lampris incognitus (smalleye Pacific opah) is the source of this 1908-nucleotide messenger RNA. It is a transcript of the gene tmem203, whose product is annotated as transmembrane protein 203. The coding region runs from base 242 to 658 and encodes 138 amino acids. Gene Ontology annotation, cellular component: endoplasmic reticulum. The transcript has a single exon. The record is from RefSeq and is a predicted model, not a curated record. Gene Ontology annotation, biological process: intracellular calcium ion homeostasis. Lineage: Eukaryota; Metazoa; Chordata; Actinopteri; Lampriformes; Lampridae.
UCUAACCAAGAGUGGCACUGGUGUCUCUGUGGUGCUCCCCUGUUGCCUUCAGUGUGUUCUCCUCCAACCCUCAACCUGGAGCUGCAUGGCUCCUAACCCAGGCCGUGUGACUUGGCCGCAGUGAUCCUUUUUUUUUUUGUAAAGCACCUAGUUAUUAUCAUUAUUUAUAUUAUUAUUAGUAUUCCUUCCCUAAUUUAACAUCCCAGCCCACCUGCAUCCUCCUCUCUCAUCCCCUUCAGCCAUGCUGUUUUCCCUGAGGGAGUUGGUCCAAUGGCUGGGCUUUGCUACCUUUGAGCUUUUCCUCCACCUAGCAGCCCUGCUAGUCUUCAGUAUGCUGGUGGCAUUGCGGGCCGACAUGUUCACCCCUACCCUGAGCUGGUGGCUGGUGUUCGUCCCGCUGUUUGCUGCAGAUGGCCUCAGCACCUACUUCACUACCAUCGUGUCCAUCCGGCUUUACCAGGAGAACGAGAAGAGGCUGGCAGUGCUGCGGCUGCUGUGGGUGUUGACCGUGCUCAGCCUGAAGCUGGUGUGCGAGGUUCUGCUGUGCCAGAAGCUGGCAGAACAGGACCAGGCCAGAGAGCUCUGGUUCGGACUCAUCAUCUCGCCCCUUUUCAUCCUGCUACAGCUUCUCCUGAUACGAGCUUGUCGCGUCAACUGAGAACAGGCGACAGAUGAUUGUCAGUUUUUUGUCACAAACAAGAUAUCAACCAAUAGAAACGUAAAGCAUAACACUGGUGUGAUUUUGGCUUUUGGCUCAGGGCUGACUUUAGUUCACUGUUGUUUUAAAAAAACAAAAAACAACAGUGACUUUGUUCUGACUCCAGACUUCAGUCUUUCAUCGGUUAUAUUUGUAAUGUCAUUGGAAAAAACAUUUGACGCACACACUGCUUACACGAGUAGUGUCACAUAAAUGGAAACUCAAGCUAUUUAUGCCAUUAUUCAUGCCCAAUAGUCCAAGUAAGAAGUCAAAGAAAGUUGAAUCGGUUCACCUGGACAUUGUUUAUUGACCGAAACGUUUAAUCAUACAAAAGAUGGGCCGUAAUGGCACAUCCUGUUUAUGUAGUUUAUGUAUAUAUAUGUGUAUAUUUAACAUCAUAACUUUCUCACGAUAGUCUGUCUGGUUUAAUACAACAGUGCAUCUGCCUUUGUCUGCCGGAAGGACGAUGAUGUUGUCCUUACUGUCGUGAGAGCUUUCCUCUGGUCUCUACCGAUGUCGGACAGCAGCGCCUUUGUGUUGCUGAGGCAGACUGAAACUUUGGUCCACAGUUGCUCCGCUUCCGCUGUGAUUGCAAACAUUCCCAGAUCCUCUGUGGAUAGUACACAUGGCCGCUGAAACUCUAGUUAAUGCUCACACCCUUAUUUGCAUACGAUACCGAUCGUUGGUUUUGGUCUCUAUGCAGCUGUGUUGUUUAUAAGGGUGGGGGUACCUGCAGGCAGCUGAGACUGAAGAGGUCACUUAGGUGAUGACGAAGCGUUUCUGUCAAGAAACGUUGUGUCCCGAUGAACUGACUCAACCUUUGGCUUCAUAAAUUCAAGAUUGUUCAGUCAUGAGCUUACGGUUAUUACUUCUAUAAUUCAUUUUCAUUUUAUAUGCAGAGAUUGUGCACAUAGUUGUGGCCAUGUGGUGUAGAGAGACUGAAGGGUUUUUUCUUUUUACAUCGUGUGCGUGUCAUCCCUUAACACUACUCGUAAUGUGCGCAGUGUGCAAUGUAUUUGAUCUGUUACGAUGUGACCAUAUUUAUGAACCGCACAUGUUUAAGGCCUCGUUUUGAAGUCAUUCUUAAUGCGAGAUUCACUGUAAAAUAUGAUUCCAGAAAAGACUGCACUACAUCCUGUUCAUGAUCAGAUUUGUUUGUUUUUGGUACCCUUGCCGCCUGCCAUUUGUAUGUGUAAAUAUACCAUGAACCU